AUGGCGCUGCAGAUGCAGAUCUCGGUGCCGUCCUUGCCCUCGUCAUCAACCCUGCGAUCCCGGGCCCUGGGCGGGGCUGCUGCGUUCUCGCAGGCUGAUGGGUCGAGCAGAGGGACGGGAACCGGCUGGUCGAAGGCGGUCUCGACUGCUCCACCAGCGGCUUAUUCUGGUUACCGGGGCCGUCGGACAUUGAGUAUUCGGCCGGUGCGGUCGUCGCUGGAUAUCGCGGCGCCGACGGUGGGGACGGUCACGGAGGUGGACAAGGACACAUUCUGGCCGCUCGUCAAGGCCGCCGGCGACAAGCUUGUCGUUCUCGACAUGUACACUCAGUGGUAUGGUAGCUUAACUCUCCCAUCAGCUUUGGAGCCUUUUAAACCCUGCUCUUCCUCUUCCCCCCUUCUUUCUACUCAGCGGCGUGGAGAUAUGAUACCAUCUAGUGAGAGAGAGAGAGAGAGAGAGAGUCAGAGAAAUCUGAAAGAUGAAAAUGCAGUUGCUCUGAAUUGGUUUGUAAGGAAUUUACACAGUAGUUUUGUAAGAUGGGGCUGGAGAUAGCACAAAUUCUUUUUAGAUUCACGCGACGUAAGAAGACGGACAUUCAUCCGCUUGAGGCUCUUGGCCUUCGUAAAAAGAAGAACGAAACAGAACGUGCACAACCGAAAUCCCCAAGCUCAUUACCGAGUGUAACAUGUGUAAUCUCACCAUACUUAUUCAAUGAUAAUAGCUACUCUAUCUCACAGAAAAAAUUAUUUACUAAUUAAAUAUUUUAUUUACUGGGUUAUCUUUGAUAGCUUGAGCAUCAAUGGAGUCAUCAGUACUAUCGGAGUCAAUCAGUGUGGUAGCAGACCGACGCAUCAUGAUCAUUCUGAUCUCUCUUAUCAACAUGCCUAUGCUGGUAGUUGUCAUUCAGAGAUACCACCUCCUCAGAAUUCCUUUGAUUCAAUCAUGAAGACUGGUCUCGAGCCCUGGAGCUGCUCCAUUAGAUAUGCUUUGGCUUAUCACUGGUUUUGGCCUCAAGCUUCCCAGAAAGGGUAGAAUGAUGGAGCCCCACCUGUUCCAGAGAAGCAUGAAAUACAGAAGAUAAAGAUGGGGUAUGAGAGAAAGAGAAAAACUUUACUCGAAGUAAUCAAGUCUCUGCAGCAAUUUAUUUAUGCAUGAGGACAAACAAGAAAUUCUGCUUCACUCAUAGUGAGAAUUCUUAGAAGAUCCACAGAGAAGGACAUGGAACACUGAAGAAUACCGUGAUCUUAACUCUGUUUUUUCGUUGAGUUUAGCUAUCAAUGAUCUAAACAUGUGCAUGAUGGGCCUCAGGAUUCCCGAUUACCUGGGUUUCAUUAUAUCUAAACCAAUUCAGUGGCAAUAAAGUUCAUGCGAUUAAUUUCUGAGAUUUUGGGAGAAACUCCGGUCUAGUGGCAGAAUUGAUGAUUCUAUGGGACAUGGGCUUUCCUUUCUUUGUACUACGGUUUGUUUUAAAUUUUGUGGAAAGAUCAUAGCAUGCAGGAGAGAUUAUUAACCCGUGUUAGAAUGUUCUUGGGUGCUUAUAGUCAUUAUCUCUGAUAAUUUCGUACGUUUUUUCUUCCGUUUCUUUCUUAUUCCGUCUGUGUGCGCAUGCUUUUAUUUUAUAAGCUUAUCCUAUUUCCAUCUAAUUACUGUCUAUUCUGGUAUUUGAGAAGAAAAUUGCUAUGCUGAGCCGAGAAAGAGUAAUAUGGGAGGAAGUAGUGUGAGCAAGCUCAUUGAUCAUGAGGGGGCUGCUAAAGUUGGCAUCUCCUUGAAGAACGUUAAAUUUCAGAUGACUAGAAAAAGUAAAAUAAAGUAGAGACCACCGAGAGGGGAAAGAAUCUCAAUAAUUUUUCUCAGUCUCGUACCUGUCCUCAAUAUAUAUAUAUAUAUAUAUAUAUAUAUAUAUAUAUAUAUAUAUUUUCAUAUUAGUGUAUAAAUCAUAUCUAAAGCCCAUUUACAUAUCUCAAGAAUCUGCUUUGUUUUUCUACCAAUGCCUCUCCGUUAAUCCCUGCAUUUCUAAUGGAUCCUUGAAGGUGUGGCCCAUGCAAGUUGAUAGCUCCCAAAUAUCAAGGCCUUUCUGAGAAGCACCUUGACGUUAUGUUCCUCAAGCUCGACUGCAACAAAGAGAACAGGGUCAGUUAGUUGGGUCAUCCCCACACAUAUUCCUUCAUGUCUAUAUAUAUUGGAAUAAUUGGGCCAUCCCACUAUGUACUGAAUGAAAAAAAUAGCAAAAGUUGGCCCAUCCACACAGAUUUAUUUCUAUAAUAAGGAAUAUGGGGCUAUUAUUGUCUUUUGAUUUUUUUUUUGUUUCCUCAUUGGCAGCCAUUGGCAAAGGAGCUGGGUAUAAGGGUCGUCCCUACCUUCAAGAUCCUAAAGGAUGGUCAAGUUGUGAAGGAGGUCACUGGGGCCAAACUCGAUGACUUGGUUCUUGCCAUUGAGACUGCAAGGUCAAGUUGA
Molecule: messenger RNA, 2454 nt
Organism: Spirodela intermedia
Lineage: Eukaryota; Viridiplantae; Streptophyta; Magnoliopsida; Alismatales; Araceae
Source: the annotation of a GenBank genome assembly